GUGUCAUGUGGUGUUUGUUCCACUAUCUAUAAACGUCAAGAUAGGUUCACCAGCCUAUGGAAAGCAGCGCGUUAUGACAGGCAAGAGUGGAGAAUGCAUCCUGGCAAUUGUCGAAUGAAUGGAGGUGGUGGACUCGAUGGUAUCGGCGGUGGAGACGAAUCCGUAUUUGGGACGAUCACUCUAGAGGAUCUGGAAUCUUUUUCGGAAGACCAGCUGUCAGAUUCGGGCAAUGGAAGUCUGGAAGAGGAGAGUGAGACGAUGGAGGACGAAGGGCAGCAAGACCGAUUGCUGCGCUACUGGCAGGACGCUGCUCGAGGACACCAAGUCGAAGUGCCUCGAGACAUGGCCGAGCCCAUCCAGCAGAUCACUAGCAACAACAAUGGACAACACGACCGGGAGCGCGUGCCCUUCACCCUCAUCACUCAUAAGGAGAAGUGUGGGGACGUGCUUUAUGAGAAACGCCACUAUGAGAAGGCCCACUGGGCGUGCAUCACGGUUCACGAGGACACCUACGAGCAGAGCAUCUGUUACGGUUUCAUGAAGCUCAUGAGAUACAUCUGCCAGCAGAACUCCUCAGGUACCUAUCUGGGUAUGACCAUCCCUAUCCUGACGGUGAUCCGCACAGACGAGAACCACUCUGUCUUGUCCAGUGACGUCACUGUGGCCUACUACCUGCCCACAGAAUACCAAGCCCAGCCACCCCAGCCUUCUGACACUGAAAUAAGCAUUGAGGAAUGGCCUGCCACUACUGUAUACACAAGGGCCUUCGCUGGUGCUACGAACGAGGUGACCAUCAUCAACGAGAUCCGCUCCAUGGCGGAAGUGCUUGACUCCCCCGCCAUAUGCGUGAAUGACUCAUUCAUUGUCGCCGGCUACACUAACCCCGCGGCGGUAAACCGACAGAACGAGAUUUGGUUCCUGGAGCAGCCUUGAGGGCCAGCCUGACCUUAACCUCUCCUCCUGAACUUGACCCACCCAACACCCCGUCCUUAUCUGACCCUACCGAUUCACCCCUAAUGGAAACCCAUUCCCAUUUUAGAAAGAGAAGAGACUUUGGGACUUUGCUGAAAAAGGUCCUUAUUACCAGUUCUGAGCAAGGCUGCAUCAUUUGGGUCCAUUAAUCCUCUAGAGUCUAAACCUGGAAGGGGGUGGGGUUCUACUAAGCUGACAUAUGGAAUUGUUUUAAGAUGGUCAUACAAAGGAUCACUUACAUAUUUGAUUUUAGGACCCAAAAAUAUAAAAUUAUUUGAGGAAACAUUGAAUUUGGCCUUACUGCUAUUAGCCCAUAAACACAUUGAAUUACAGAUUCAUACAGGGAAAAACAUCUACUGGAAGUUUGUUUUGAAGUGUCUUAUAUCUGAGAGAUGAGAUCUGGAAACUAGAGGUCAACCGAUUAUGAUUUUUCAACGCCGAUACCGAUUUUUGGAGGACAAAAAAAAAAAGAUUAAUCGGCCGAUUUUUAAAAUGUAUUUGUAAUAAUGACAAUUACAACAAUACUGAAUGAACACUUAUUUUAACUUAAUAUAAUACAUCAAUAAAAUCAAUUUAGCCUCAAAUAAAUAAUGAAA
This is a messenger RNA of Oncorhynchus kisutch (coho salmon), 1568 nucleotides long. Its product is annotated as heme-binding protein 1-like. The transcript has 6 exons. The record is from RefSeq and is a predicted model, not a curated record. Lineage: Eukaryota; Metazoa; Chordata; Actinopteri; Salmoniformes; Salmonidae. The coding region runs from base 94 to 933 and encodes 279 amino acids. Gene Ontology annotation, molecular function: heme binding.